Molecule: messenger RNA, 2050 nt
Organism: Cornus florida
Lineage: Eukaryota; Viridiplantae; Streptophyta; Magnoliopsida; Cornales; Cornaceae
Product: ferrochelatase-2, chloroplastic-like
Exons: 9
Coding region: 265-1737 (490 amino acids)
Biological process (GO): heme biosynthetic process
Molecular function (GO): protoporphyrin ferrochelatase activity
Source: RefSeq, a predicted model, not a curated record
CGUAUUUGCAGCUACACUUUGAGCACGUAGUAGAGAGAGAAAAGCUUUGAACAAGAAGAUAGAGAGAGGGAGCAGGUCACAUUUAACGACUAUUUGACUCAUUCCUUCUUAAACCUAACCCGCCCAAACAACUAUCUCGAAAAACCUAGAAAUUUUGAAGCUUUGAUUUCGAUUAAUACCAUCGAUCAAAAGUUGUUCAAGGUCCGAGGACCUUGAAAUUGAUCAUUUCUGAAAGUUUUAGAGCAUCUCUGAAAUUGACACGCUAUGGAGGCAACACCGAGAUCUGCUGUUCUUCCCCAUGUAAAUCCUUCCGGUUCAACUCUCCGUUCGAAUCGUAAAACUGCCAUAUCAUGCCCUCAAAGUAGACGUGUUAUGCUUGCCUAUGGCUGUUCAUCCAAAGGAUCACGAGUUUUUGAUUCACGUACCUGUCGAGCAUCUAUGCUUUCAUCUUCUGACUCAAGUGAUGAAAGGAAUAGCAGUCUAGGGGGAUCAUACGCAGGUGACCCGAAGAAGAGGAACCUAAUUGGGCAAACAUUUUACUCUACGGGAGUGUGCACAUAUCCUGGAAGUGGUGUUGCAUCUCCUUCACAUGCCGCAGAAGAAAAAAUAGGAGUGCUGCUUCUGAAUCUUGGAGGACCGGAUACGCUGCAUGACGUUCAACCAUUUUUAUUCAAUUUAUUUGCAGACCCAGAUAUUAUACGUCUCCCCAGGCUGUUCCGAUUUCUUCAGCGCCCACUGGCACAACUGAUUUCUGUGUUCCGGGCUCCCAAAAGUAAAGAAGGGUAUGCUGCCAUAGGUGGUGGCUCACCUUUGCGAAAAAUAACAGAUGAGCAGGCAACUGCACUUAAGAUGGCAUUGGCAGCAAAGGAAAUGCCUGUCAAUGUCUAUGUCGCAAUGCGUUACUGGCACCCGUACACUGAGGAAGCUGUUCAACAGAUGAAGAGGGACGGGAUUACAAGGCUUGUUGUGCUGCCACUUUAUCCUCAAUUUUCCAUCUCUACAACAGGGUCAAGCAUCCGUGUCCUGCAAAGUAUAUUCAGGGAUGAUGCAUAUUUGUCAAGACUGCCCACUUCUAUAAUACAGUCCUGGUAUCAACGCGAAGGUUAUAUCAAAUCAAUGGCAGACUUGAUUGAGAAGGAGUUACAGAUUUUCUCCAAGCCUGAGGAGGUCAUGAUAUUCUUCAGUGCCCAUGGGGUACCAGUCAGUUAUGUUGAGCGAGCGGGAGAUCCAUAUAGAGAUCAGAUGGAGGAGUGCAUUCUCUUGAUUAUGCAAGAGCUGAAAGCAAGAGGAAUCGACAAUAGUCAUACUCUUGCUUACCAGAGUCGAGUUGGGCCUGUACAAUGGUUGAAGCCCUAUACAGAUGAAGUUCUUGUUGAGCUUGGGCAAAAAGGCGUGAAGAGUCUCUUGGCUGUUCCAGUUAGCUUUGUAAGCGAGCACAUAGAAACUCUUGAAGAGAUUGACAUGGAGUACAAGGAAUUGGCUCUAGAAUCUGGCAUAGAGAAUUGGGGUCGUGUCCCUGCACUGGGUUGCACUUCCUCCUUCAUAACCGAUCUGGCAGAUGCAGUGAUCGAAGCCCUUCCUUCAGCGGUUGCCAUGUCAACCUCAAGUGAUAUGUCUGACGAAGUCGAUCAUGAUCCAAUGGGUUACUUUAUCAAAUUGUUUUUUGGUUCAAUCUUAGCAUUUGUUUUGCUUUUUUCACCCAAAGUGAUAUUAGCGUUCAAGAAUCAACUCUACUAGAGGAAUCUGUGAGAUGAUACCACUGCUGAAUGCAGCUAUAGUUAUGGAGAAUAAGAAUGAAAGUUGAACAUGGUGGCAGAGUUAUUUGAAAUUUUAUAGGCAUUUUUAGUAAGUCCAUCAUUUUCUCCCUUUUUGUUCAAGGGUAAAAAUAUGAUAUAAAAUACAAGAUUUGUGAGAUAUUAUUUUUGUAAGCAGGUAAUAGUUUUGAUUCGUGCUAAUUAAUUUCGAAUAUACAUGUUAUGUUUGUUAUAAAGGCAUUGGAUUGUACAACAUUUGUGCAACAAUCUAGAUUAUACAUGUUUGUGUUUAUAUA